GUACACCCAACAAAUUUUCAAUUGCCUAAAUAGAAUUCUCAUGAUAAGAUUCUGCCAUAUGCUGUUACCUUCAUGUACUGGUCUGUGACUCUUUAUACAUUUGACCCUAAUCUGAGAGGACUGUACUGGUAAAGGUUAUUCUGCUUAUGCGCAUGAUAUAAGAAGGUCAGCCUUAGCCUGGAUGCUAAUUGGAAAUGUUUCAGCUGGUUGUAUGGUGCUGCUCCAAAUACUUCAGGGAUGUCUUUUAGGCUGUGUAUUUUGUAUCACAGUUGGCAUCAUUUUUAUAUCCCAGUUGUUUUUGCUUGGCAAAGCAUAUAAGUAGAAAAGGCUGUGGUUCUGAAAAGAAGUGGAUGGUCAUAUAUGUGAUUUUAUGAAUGUAGUUGCAUUUGGUUAUAAGAACAGUCUAAAAUCCAACUUAAAGUGUAUAAAUUGGGUGAAAAGAUUUUUUUACUUUUAAAGUAUUUACAUUCAUUAUUAUUGCAAUAACUGUUAAACAUGUGUUCAGGUGGCAUAAUGUGAAUAAGAAUGAGAAUUAUUCAGUAAAUGUGAUUUUAAACGGAUUCUUACAUGAAUGCUAACAAUUUAAUGACUGUAUUUGACAAAAAAAAGUAUAAUUAUAGUGCAUUUGAAUUAGUAAAUGCUGUUCUAUGAGCUUUAUGGAUUUUUUUGAUAAGUUUUAUCAACGUUCUAGGUUAUUUAUACAUAACAUGCCUGUAGUGUGUUGGGUAGGACACAUUACCUACAGUAUUAUUAAUAGAUUGUAUACCUUUAUCCUUACAUAAAUGUACAUAAAUGUCAUAAUGUUGUGUAAAGGCCUCAUAAGGGACCAAAUCUAAAGUUAAAUUCUCUGACAAGUGCUUUAAACAUUAGCAAAUCUAUUGCACCUAUAUGUCAUCAAUUCCUGUCAGUCUAUAUCCCAGUCUGGUUUGUUCAUGAUUUAUUGAAGUAUGUCAAAUAUCAACUUUUCCCAUUGUAUGGGUAAUUCGACGUGUAUAUUAUGCAUCCUUUUGGCAUCAUCCAUGGUAAUUACUUCCUACCCCAUUUCUACAGCCUUCCUGUCCAUCCGAGUGUGUUAUUUAUCAAACCAAGCUUGACAGAGCUGGUACAUAGGGCUAACUGGGUUUCUGUGAGGACAGAAGCACUUCUUUUCCUCUCUCUCUCUCUCCCUCUCUCCCCCUCUCUUUCUCACUCUGCUCCCACCCCUUACAGACACAACAAAGUGAAGUGCUUCGUAUUCAUCCUAGGACAGAGUAAUAAGUAGCAAUUGCACGCGUAUCUCUUGUUCCAUUUUGUACACGAAAAUUGGAAAUUGAGCAACCAGACAAGACAAAAGAGUGAACAUGCCACGCAAAUUGUGGAAGCAGGAGAUGCUGACUAUCUUAAGUGUUCCUCCGGCUGACUACCCUCCAUCCUCACCAAGAACUGCUCCUGCUGCCUUAAAGUCUACACCCUUUUUUGACUCACUAGAAAAGAUGGAGCAGGUGUCUGAGGUGGAUGAGAUGAGACCAGGCCCACAGAGAAUAAAGGAAGAUUUUGUUCCCUACAUGAGUAUAGAAAAGGUGCUACAGAAUGGUCCACCAUACCCUCAGGUGAUUUGUCCAGAGUCUGGAGGUUACUGGAUUGAAGACCCCGAGACUCCAACUAUCACGCCGAAUUCUGGAGAAAACAGUUGGUAUGAUGCGGAAGAUGAAGAGGGUGCAACCUCAGCAGGAGACUUUGGAUAUCGAAUAGAGAGUAACUAUGGCAUACGAGCCUACCGCAAGCACUUUUUGGGCAGGGAUCACCUUGACUUCUACUGCACGGCCAGCAACCAUGGCAACCUCGUCCUGUCCCUUCGGCAUGAAGAAACAAAGGAUCAGGAGCAUCUGCACAUCAUUUUAAGGACUCCAUCAAAGACAAUAUAUGACAGGAUUUUGGUCACAGGUUUGCUUGAACUCCCCAGCAUCCCUCAGUUAGCCAAGCUGCUUUGUGAAGAUAUUGCUGGCUUGAAGUUCAGUCCUGUGUUGUACCCUAGGGGAUCUCAUUUAAUACUGAACUACGAUGAACAUGAGCUCAACAACACUUUCAAGUUUGGUGUCAUUUACCAGAAGUUUGGUCAGUUGUCAGAAGAGGAGCUAUUUGGAAACAAUGAGGAAACACCAGCUUUUACAGAGUUUCUCCAAAUUCUGGGAGACUGCGUGGAGCUGCAGGAUUUUAAAGGGUUCCGUGGUGGUCUGGAUAUCUGCAAUGGGCAGACAGGUUCUCAGUCAGUCUACACUGUGUUCAAAGGUCAAGAGCUCAUGUUCCACGUCUCUACCAAAUUACCAUUCACAGAAGGGGACACACAACAGCUCCAAAGGAAAAGACACAUAGGAAAUGAUAUAGUGGCAACAGUUUUCCAAGAAGAAGCCACACCAUUUGUGCCUGAUAUGAUCGCGUCCAACUUUCUUCAUGCCUAUAUCCUGGUCCAGGUGGAGAAUCCAUGUACAGACGAAACCACAUACAAGGUCUCCGUGACAGCAAGAGAUGAUGUACCACACUUCGGUCCUCUUCUUCCAAACCCACAAGUCUUCAGAAAGGGCCCAGAAUUUAGAGAGUUCUUGCUGACUAAGAUGAUCAAUGCAGAACUGGCCUGCUAUCGCUCAGAUCGAUUUGCCAAGCUUGAGGAGAGAACACGAACAGCGUUGCUAGACACCCUUCAUAAUGAGUUGCACAGACAGACUCAGGUGCUUCUAGGUCAGCCGCUCAGCGGUGAUGAGGAGAAUGGAAGCCAUGGGGGAAUACUGGAGUCUAUCAAGCGAGCAAUGCGUGUGCGUAGUCACUCAAUGGAGACGAUGGGUUCUCAGAAGCAUGGGCGCUCUGCAGGUGGAGGAGGAGGAGUACCCACCAGUCUGAGUGGAGCUGGUCUCACUCACAGCAGCCCUGAGUGCAAUAGGAAUUCGUGCCCAGUAUCAUCUACGGCUAAGUCUCCUCUGAAGAGCCCAGUGAAGAGGCGUUCGUGUCUAUUUCCCCGGCUGCACAGCAUGGAUGGGCAGACUGAGCGUCCAACACGCAGUAUGCUCUGUGAUCAGAGGAGUCUAGACAACGGUCACCAUUCACAAGAGGUUAAAUCAGAGAACUCAUCAAACCCCAGUUCUCCAGAGAUCUGCUUGAAUAAAGAGAGACCAACUCUGAAGCUGCAGGAGUGCACACGAAGCCCAGAAAUAUCUCGCUCUCCUUCCAGCACAAGCAGCUUCAGCAGUGUUGCUGGUGAUACGGACACACUUGAAGAAGGAGACCCUGUGAGCCUGCAUACCAAUGUCCAGGUUUCUCCCAGUUUGUCACCGGUGUGUAGCUCCUCUCUUUGUGUGGACAGUCAGAAUGUAGGAACUCCUGUUAUCAUGUGCCGCAGUCCCACGGAAUUCAAGAAUAAGAGUUCUCCCAGAUCCAGUCUGAGGUUCCGUUUUGACAAGUUGGCUCACUCUGCGCCUGGACAUUAGUGACCAAACAAUGAAGAGAGACCAGGAUCACUGUGUGAGCCAGACAUGAGCUGUUGACCAAGACAGCACAAUGAGUAAGAGGGAGACUGGAUUUUGAAAUAUUACUAAAGCUUGAGCAGUCCGCAACAUGGCAUGGGUCAUGUGAUCUUAUACAUGCACACAUCAUAUUCACAAAUAGCAUUUUUAGAGCUUAGCAGGUUUAUCCUUCUACUGGUCCUUCCUGAUCUGGAAAACUCAGCCGAAGAUUUUGAUGAGAUUUGUUGGGGCUUUUCAUAGCAAUAUAUAUAUAUUUUUUAAUUUUUUUGGGAGGGGGGAAGCCAAAACAGUGAAAGUUAUGCAGGACAACAUAGCUGCAGGAUAUUGAAUUUAAAACAACAAAGUAUUCCAGACACCUAAGAUUUCAAUUUAUGUUUCAUUGUGUUUUAUUGUUCAACUGAAAGUUUAGCUGAAUGAGAUUUAUGUACCUCAAAUUUUUAUUAAUAUAAUACAUUUAUUAAUAUAAAAAACCAUGCAAGCAUAUAAAUACCAAAUUAAGUACCUAAUUUUUGCGGUCAGCUCCCCUUUCAUUUUGAACAAAUCUCAGAAUCCAUUAUACUUUCAGCAACAUUAAGCACAUUUGGCAAAUACAACUUUAUAACUUUUUAACAAUUUUGAAUUCUGAACUUUCUUUAAAGACCUCACACCAGUUACACUGUGUUCAAAUAUUGAUUUUGUCUCAUUACCAUACAUUUCUUAGUUUUAGCAAUAUUGCACUUCUUAGGAUGUAAAAUGAUUUAUACCACUUUUAAAAAAAUACAAAAAUACAUUAUUUAUUAAAUCCAUUAAAUCUAAUGGCCAAUUUAUACUAAAUUAUAACUAUAAUAUAGUAGUUAGCAGUGAUCUAAUCAGCAAUACAUUAAUAAAAAAUAUAUUAACAUCUUUGGCCCCUUGUAUAAAUGUUACAGUUAGCUGGGCUCUGUGUUAUUACACAGUGCUUGAAUAAAUAAUGGAAAAAAAAACCUGACGCUGAUUAUUUUCUUGUAAUAGCAUGUCCUGAAAUGUUAAUCCCUAAAUACACCACAGCAAUUUUGUCAACUCUAACAAUUUACAAUUUAUAUAUAAAAAAUUACACAUCAUACUAUUUAUCUGUUUGCAGUUACAUUUAAUGUUACAGAACAUCCAUGAACAAGUUACUUCCUAUUAUAAUAUAUAUUUUAGUGGCUAUAAAUCAAUCAAAAAAGGCAAAUAAUAUGCAGUUGACCAUGGUAUUAAACACUGGAAAGCCUUCUGUCUCCAAAAAGACUUCUUACAGAAAGCUUUAUUAUAUCAGUGUAAAUCCAUUUAGGUGGAGAAUCUGCAAUAUAAUAUACUCUCCUGGUGUGACCUGUUACUAUAAAAACAAAUCUUGAAAAAGAGAGUUUUGUCUUAGUUCUACCAUGUGUACCAAGUUUCAAUAAAAAUAAAUAGGACAAUGUAUUAGAACCAGCAUGUGGAUAUAAACCUGUCAUUUAUCUUGCUGCCAGAAUUGCAUUCAGAGAUUAUCUUAUAGAAAUGUAAUUAUCUCCUUGCUGAUCAUAAUAAAAAAAGAAAGAAAAAAAAAGGUGAAGAGGCACGUUAGUAUGCAUAACAGAAAAAGCAAUUGCAUUAAAAAUGGUAAAUGACAUUUAUUUAUUCCACAGUCAAGGGAGGAAAUUAGUAUUUUACACUGCAGGUUUCAUUUCAAAGAAACCAAUAUUUCUGCAGAUAGUUCAUUUUAGAAAAUAAAAGUCUAUUAAAUUAAAUAUUUAGUAAAAAGUGAGAUUUAUAGCUAGUUGUGGCAAUAAUUGUGACUCCAAAGAAAGUAAAAUGGUACUGAAUCCUGACCUCUAGCAAAACAACCACUUUACAAGUCACCUUCUCUAAAUAUAUAUUUAUUCUAUUUAGAGAGAGAUUAUAUGCUUUUGAAAGUAAAUGCACUUGUUUAUUCUACAAGGCCAGCACAGGUUUUUUUUUUUUGUUUGUUUGGUUUUUUUUUUGAUGAUGGAGCUUUGUUUUUGAGUACAUUUGUGUGUCAGUCUACAUCUUGUGCGUGGGCUGUUUUUUUUAUUGGUUGUAGGGUAUAAUAUUUUUGUAAUGAUUAAGAAAACUAAGGGGAAAUUAUAUGGUGGCCUGGAAAAACUCUUCAUAUGGUCACAUUAGUUCCGAAAACUAGAAAGCUGUCCUGAACUGAACUAUGCCUCACACUUGCACUAGCAUAUCUCAACAAAAAGACAAGUUAUAGCACUUUAAUAUUUACAAAAAGUAAAAAAAAGUGAAUGUAAAAAAAAUUUUCCUGACAAAUGUUAAAGAAUUAUAUAUUUAAAAUGGAAACUAGUCAUUACUUUGGUGAUUAGCAUAAUCUCAGAUGAUCUCUGUUCAUUGGUGAGAAAAUUCUCAGCCACACGGUCAUCCGACGGGUUUUUCUAGACCACCACACAAUUUCUUUUACUCAUAAUUCCCUGACAUUGAUUAUAAAUAUGAAUUCAGCAUAUUCACCACACGUAUUUAUGUAGACUGAUAUUAAUUAGGACAUGAGAAUGUUGUUAAACUGAAGUUUAAUCAAUAAAUCAACAUAGGCAUAUAGCUCUCGACAUUGGGGGCCCACUGAUUUGCACAGACUCAGGUUUUUUAUGUUGCCAACAUGACUGAUUCAGUUUGUUGAGGUCAUAUUCUGAUUGGGAUCCAGAAUUGGGUUUUUUUCUUUCAAUUCACUCCUGAAAGGUUAACUUCCUUUUUUUUUUGCUUCAGCCCACUGUUUGGUUAAAUUGUGAUGGCACAUUUAUUUUUAAUGAAGUCUAUUUAGGUUUAAUUGUAGUAUUUAAAAGAAAAUCCUAAAAUAUUGCAACGAAAGGGGCUUGAAGGAUUGGGACUUGAGGAUUAAAGCAUUUAAGCACAUAAUAAUAAAUAUAUUUAUUUUGUUGCUAAUUGGCCUUAGCAUUAGAUAUCUAUUGUGUUAAUAGAUAAUAACUGUGAUUUCAAUACAGUGCCAAAUGUUAAUAAUGACCACUUCUGUAUGGAGUUGUGUAGGAAGCAGAGAAAACCAAAAUACACAGAGGAGUGGGCCUCCUGGACCAGAGCCAUGGCCACACAAGUGUCACACAAUGGCGCCUGCUAUCCUCAAAAUAAGCCUUUUCGCCACUAUUAUCAAUCCAACUUCACAACAUCUGAGAAGUCUAACAGUCCUCAAAAUACUUGCAGACUUAAUGAAUUAGAUUGAUCAACUGUUGGUUCUAAUCAUUAUUAUAAGGUUGUAGGUUAAAUCAAAUUCAUAUAGCAUUAAGAAUUAUUAAGUACAAUAAAGUGGCAUUGUGUGGCCAAAAUAAGAAUCCAUAGUAUGAAAUUGUACUACAUAAUGUUGUAUAGGGGAAUGUUUCAGUUUCUUAUAUUCUGGGUAAUCUCCCUGUUAUUUUAU
Molecule: messenger RNA, 6867 nt
Organism: Silurus meridionalis
Lineage: Eukaryota; Metazoa; Chordata; Actinopteri; Siluriformes; Siluridae
Gene: rap1gap2b
Product: RAP1 GTPase activating protein 2b
Exons: 23
Coding region: 1341-3458 (705 amino acids)
Biological process (GO): regulation of small GTPase mediated signal transduction; activation of GTPase activity
Cellular component (GO): cytoplasm; plasma membrane
Molecular function (GO): GTPase activator activity
Source: RefSeq, a predicted model, not a curated record